This is a messenger RNA of Alternaria conjuncta, 603 nucleotides long. RefSeq lists its product as uncharacterized. The record is from RefSeq and is a predicted model, not a curated record. Lineage: Eukaryota; Fungi; Ascomycota; Dothideomycetes; Pleosporales; Pleosporaceae. Bases 1 to 603 code for a protein of 200 amino acids. The transcript has a single exon.
AUGUCGACAACUUCAAAUCCAAAGUGCUCUAUCGGCGGCGACGAUCUCAAAAUCUGCGUACAAAGGAAUUCAGAGCAAGAUGGCGACGAGCUAUGUUCCUACUGCAAGGACACACACCCAAUAAUCAUGUAUUGGAACCUCGAGCAGAUAGCCCUGCAACGCCCGAAGUUGUUGAAGUCGAUGAAGAAGUCGCGGAAGGACAUAUAUCUUGAUAUGUACAAAGACCAGCUCAAACGAGUGGCACCCGGUAAACACGUGUGCGUCCUCCGGCAGAAACGCUUCAGGGCCGACAAGGGUGACAACGAAUGGGUGAACUUUAUCAAGAAUCUCAGGAGUUACAUGAACGGAGAAAGAUCGCAUGAAAAUAAGGACCUGGUGCUUGUUGACUACGUCAUAUGCGAUGAUGUGGACGGCGAAGCGGAACUCUGCGCCAAGUGCCUGUCUGAUUUGCAAGGCCAAAAUCCCGUUAAAGAGAUGUUUUCGGAAGAUGGCAAACACUUGCUUCCAGAGCCAGAGUACAUUGGUAAAGGCAAGAAGGAGCCUGUGUUGGAGGAUAAAGAUGCUGCCACGGAGGAGGGGAGAGGAACGCGAGUCGAAGAAUAA